CAGAAAAGGAAAAUCUCGCGAUAGAUCCCGGAGCCUGGACUUCGACAUGGUUACCCUGGUAACAGAAAUCAUACUGACGUGACUCCGUAACGAGCUAGGGUUAGCUCAUUUUUAGGCUAGGUUAAACAAGUUUACGCAAAUAGUUCGGUUUGAUUUAGCAACACAACAAUGUCUAGAAAAAAACAACAGAAACCUAAAAUAAACCAGGAGGAGGAAGAGCCAAAAAACACAGGUUCAAGUCCAAAUGAGGAAUUACCAGUGCAGACCUUCGAUAAUUAUCAGUGCACAGGAAAUGUGGAGAUCGACUUCCCUUUACUAUGUGCUCUUCUGAACAUGAAGGAAAUCCCAGCCGUCAACACCAAACAUCUAGCCUCAUCCACCGAUGGAACUGAAGGAGUCAGGGAAGACGACCAUUCACAGAUAAGUGCCUCACUUCUCUGGUCUAAGCCCUGUUUAAACAUUGAGCUGGAAAACGAAGACCCUCUCAGUGCCAAAAGGAUGAGGAUUUCUGGAUGGAAGGUGAACGAGCAGAUCUUCAGAGCAAUGCAGAAGAUGCUCCCCUCCAUCACCCAGCUGCAGAGUCUCCAGUUCUGGCAGGCCAGACUGACGGAUCCAACGGUGAUCUCCCUCAUGAGCACGGCGGGUCUGUGCUCCAACCUCAGAGCCGUGUCACUGGAGGGUAAUCCUCUUCCAGAGCAGAGCUUCCACCUUCUCCUCUCUGAAGACAGCAACCUCACCCACUUGUCCUUGCGGAAUAAUCGGAUCGGAGAGGAAGGCGCUCGUCUGAUAGGUUCGGCUCUCUCCACCACUAAGUCUGCUAAUAAGAACCUCCUGUCACUCAACCUGGCAUUCAACAAUGUUGGGGAUGCAGGUGCCGCACAUAUCGCGCAGGGCCUGAGGCUGAAUCGUACUUUACUCUUCCUAUCGCUGUCCAACAAUCAGAUCGGCGACUCGGGAGCUGCACGUCUGGCUGCGACCCUCGGGGAGUUUGCUCUGACACACGAGGAAGUGGUGGAAAGGAGGAAGCUGCUGCUGCAGAGAGUGCAGGCUUCUUCUCUUAGGGCCGAUCUUGAGCAAACAUCUACGGGUCAGCUUUCCUCUGUCCACGGCGCCUCAAACAGAGGGGAGAACAAGGACACAUCCAGAAAAAAGAAAGCUGCAAAGAAGGAGGAAAAAACUACAGAAAUCAAAGAAAAGCCUCAAAAGAAAACCCUCGAUGGAAAGGGAACUAACAGCAGAGGUGGGAAGUCUGGAGGCAGAGGGAAACACUCAUCUGCUCUGGAGGAUAAAUCAAGCUCGAACCUGAAUGAGCCAGAAAACAUGGAGACAGGAAUCCCCCUGCUGGACAGCUCGGUGUAUCGCAAGGACGGACAGCUUUUUCUGCCUGGAAACACGACGCUCAGCUCUCUCAAUCUGGCAGGAAACAGGAUUACAGAAAACGCUCUGCCUCUGUUCCUGGCGUCUCUGGAAAAGCAGGAGGAAGCCGGGGGGAACUUGCAGCGUCUCUGUCUGCAGAGAAACCUCUUCCCUGAAGACUCGGAGUGUUACAAGAAGAUAAAUGAAAUGAAGGCCCUCGGAGAUCCUCUGGUCGAAAGCAUCUCUGAGGAGGUGGAAGAGGAGGGAAAGGGCAUGUAGUGCUCGACAAACGUUUGCCUCCACUUUUGUUUCUAACGUGAUAAAGAAAAAAAAAAACAUAAAAAUGAGUUGUUUUAACAAUUUAAGAGAUGAGGACAAUUGUAUUUCUUUGUUUGUGCCCAUUGUAGGAAUUAAUAAAAAUAAGUACAUUCAAAAUAAGAUACUCAUAUUUGAACUAUUUAUAUUCUGAGACAACAUAUCACAUCUCUGUUGGACCUGAGGUGUCUACAUGGCACCCAGCAUACCCAGCAAGUAACUCUGAAAUGUAUUUAGGCCCAGAGCGAUUCCGUACCAGCAGGAUGACAAGCCUGAAAAUGCAGCAAAAAUUGCAAUAGAAUGUUUUGACAAACUAUAUUCCUUCAUUUGAGCUGUGUAGAGUCAAAAUCUACACCUAAAUCUAAUUGAGAAUCUGAGGCAAGACUUGAAAACGUAUUCACAGAUUCACAGUAGGAUUAUUCACAAAUUUUACUGUAUGUUGUGAAGUG
Messenger RNA from Fundulus heteroclitus (mummichog), 2120 nucleotides. It is a transcript of the gene lrrc71, whose product is annotated as leucine rich repeat containing 71. The transcript is spliced from 17 exons. NCBI's taxonomy places the organism in Eukaryota, Metazoa, Chordata, Actinopteri, Cyprinodontiformes, Fundulidae. The coding region runs from base 169 to 1635 and encodes 488 amino acids. Gene Ontology annotation, molecular function: protein binding. The record is from RefSeq and is a predicted model, not a curated record.